AUGUAUGGCCGGUACACCAGGGACCUGGGCGAGUACAUCAAGGCGGAAGCGCGGCGCCUCAAGCGCCUGGAGAAGCAGCGGAAGCGGGAAGAGAAGCAGCGGACGAAGGAGUUGCGGAAGUACCGGGGCAAGUGGGCCACCCGUCUCCUGGCCGUCGUGUCGUUCGUCUGGCGCAACACGUUUGCCCGUCUGGGCGAGGACUGGGUCUUCCUCGCUGUCCUGGGCCUCAUCAUGGCCGUCAUCUCGUUUUGCGUCGAGUACCUCGUCGGCCUGUGCAACAAGGCCCGACUUUGGCUUUACAAGGACCUGGUGAGCCACCCGGUGCUGCAGUUCAUGGCCUGGGUCUCCUUCCCGCUCUUCCUCAUCCUCUUCAGCGUCGGCUUCACCCACAUCGUGUCCCGCCAGGCCUCCGGGUCCGGCAUUCCCGAAAUGAAGACCAUUCUCCGCGGCGUGGCCCUCAAGGAGUACCUCACGUUCCGCACGCUGGUGGCCAAAGUCGUCGGCCUCACCGCCACUCUCGGCGCCGGCAUGCCCCUGGGCAAAGAAGGGCCCUUUGUCCACAUUGCGUCCAUCGUCGCCACGCUGCUCGGCAAACUCGUCACGUCCUUCAAGGGCAUCUACAAGAACGAGCGGCGGAACACGGAGAUGUUGGCGGCUGCCUGCGCCGUCGGAGUCGCCUGCACGUUUUCCGCGCCCAUCGGCGGCGUUUUGUUCAGCAUCGAAGUCACGGCGGUGUAUUUUGCCGUGCGGAAUUAUUGGCGCGGGUUUUUCGCAGCCGUGAACGCGGCGCUGAUUUUCCGACUCAUCGGGAUUUGGCUGAAGGAAGAGGCGACGAUCACGGCGCUGUUUGCCACGUCGUUUGCGGCGAAUUUCCCGUUUGACCCGCAGGAGCUGGUGGUGUUUUCGCUGAUGGGCGUGUUUAGUGGGUUCACGGGGGCCCUGUGGGUCUGGCUGCAUCGGAGGUAUGUCAAGUUUAUACGCAAGUCCAAGAGGAUGAAGAAGUUUUUGGAACGGAAUCGGUUCUUGUAUCCCGCCGUCGUGGCUGUGUGUAUCUCGUCGUUGACGUGUCCGCUGUCGUUGGGGCAGUUUAUGGCCGGGGAAUUGACGACGCAUGGACAGGCGAGUGGCUAG
This is a messenger RNA of Notodromas monacha, 1131 nucleotides long. The record is from the annotation of a GenBank genome assembly. NCBI's taxonomy places the organism in Eukaryota, Metazoa, Arthropoda, Ostracoda, Podocopida, Cyprididae.